Messenger RNA from Spodoptera exigua (beet armyworm), 2067 nucleotides. NCBI's taxonomy places the organism in Eukaryota, Metazoa, Arthropoda, Insecta, Lepidoptera, Noctuidae. The record is from the annotation of a GenBank genome assembly.
CAAUAAUGUCAAAGACUAAGAACUGAUUGGCUGUAUUGGAGGAUGUAGAGUUUUGUUGUGUUGAUGUUUUGUAGUUAUCGUUGCGUUUCAUUCUCUCAUGUAUACAGUUGCUAUCGCUGUCUCACCCGUCAAAGCCAUAAACUAUCUACUUGAAAUUGAUUAUUUUUUAUUUGUUCAAGCUGUUGUCAUCUGAUUGUGCUGUGAUUUCUAAAAUUUCUCGAAUUUACUGCUUUGUUUGCACUAUCCUACAAUAAAGUGUCAUUACAAUCUCCAGUAAUGUUUUAAGGCUAAAUAGCGCCGUUUCUUUCUUUUUUGUUUGAACUAAUAAUUUGCUUGUAAAUGUCCGUGUCUUUGUGUGUUCUCCGUAUUGAAAUUGACGAAGAUCUACCCGAAAUGGGCGAUAAUCCUGUAGAAAUGGAAGCUGCCAAAGAACAGAAGAAGAAGGACCGUGGAGCUCGUGAGUCCAAGACCAUCACUGUAGAAACAUAUGCUAGUGUUCUCACGGGACCAAACAUGGACACAGGGAUCCUCCCCACCAGCUCCAGACGCUCCCCUCCUGAGCACAGCAUGUCUGAGGACGAAGACACUAUCAGUUUCUUUUGUGGAAACCCUCUUGUUGAAGUCACAAAGGGGGUCCUACAUCUGUACAAAGAAAAUGAAAUGAAAGAAGCAGAGGAAGCAAAGACCCUGUGUCUGCUGUCCGUACCCGGGGCUCUUGGAGCUCCAGACCUUCUGGCUUUUGCAGCGGCCUGUCAGCAGGACAUUGCUCAUGUCAGGGUGUUGAGAGAUGGCUCACCUGAUCAUUACAUGGCUUUAUUUACAUUCCGCACAAGUGACGCGGCACGUGAGUUCCACGAGACAUUCGACGGGGUGCCGUACAGCAGCUUAGAGCCUAACGCCCUGUGUCACAUGGCCUGGGUGUCGCGCGUCGAGUGGGCGAGGGACGGCACUCCGCCGCCCUCCCACACUGAGCUGCCUACUUGUCCUGUUUGCCUCGAGCGCAUGGACGAGAGCGUGGCGGGCGUGCUGAGCGUGCAGUGUGCGCACGCGUUCCACGCGGAGUGCCUGGUGCGGUGGCGCGACGCGCGCUGCCCCGUGUGCCGCUGCGCGCAGACGCCGGAGCCGCGCGGCCAGGCUGUCUGCUUCCAGUGCGAGCGCGCCGCACUCGCAGAAGAAGAUGGCGACGAGACACGUGAAAACAUUAGCGGUGUUGCCGAGGGAUUGCUGGACGGUGUGGAAGCUGGCACGCUGUGGAUCUGUCUCAUCUGCGGGAAUGUUGGGUGUGGCAGGUAUGAAGGAGGUCACGCAGCUAAACAUUUCUUAGCAUCGAACCACACAUACGCACUGCAAUUGGGGUCCAAUCGAGUUUGGGAUUAUGCAGGUGACAACUUCGUCCAUCGCUUAGUUCAGAACAAAGCUGAUGGUAAGCUGGUGGCUGCAGAGGGAGGCUUUACUUCAGAAGACUCGGCCUGUGGGGGGGAGAAGCUGGACUCUGCACAACUGGAGUUCACAUACAUACUGACACAGCAGCUUGAUAGCCAGCGGAUGUUCUACGAGGAGAAAAUGAACAAGUUAGAAGCAGAACACAUAUCGGAGUGUGAGAAGCUUCGGUUCCGAGCGACGGAGGCGGAGGCCAGCUCCUCCAAGCUGAGCGAACAGGUCGCCACCCUUACCAAGGAGAACAAGAACCUCGAGCGGAAACUGCAGCAAGUCACUAACAAACUAUCAGUAUUACAGAAUGAGUUGUCAGAGGAACGAGGUCUGGCCGCAGCCCUCGCUAACAGCCAGGCGGAGUGGCAGGCCAGGGCUAAACUAAAGGAAGAGACCUUUGUUAAAGAGGUAUCGGAGCUAAAAGAGCAGCUUCGAGACAUGAUGUUCUUCGUGGAAGCUCGCGGGCAGCUGCAGCAGGCGAACGUCUCGCAGGAUGAGCUCGCCGCCGCCCAAGUCAGCGUCGCCCCGCCCCCCAAACCGCGCCGACGCCGGCGGUAGCCUGGUACCUUGGAAACUCUACGCUUAUCUUAUAAAAAUACUUCUCUUUUUGAUAAAAGUUACCUGGGGAAUAAUUAU